This is a messenger RNA of Aplysia californica (California sea hare), 598 nucleotides long. RefSeq lists its product as uncharacterized. Bases 71 to 598 code for a protein of 175 amino acids. The record is from RefSeq and is a predicted model, not a curated record. NCBI's taxonomy places the organism in Eukaryota, Metazoa, Mollusca, Gastropoda, Aplysiida, Aplysiidae. The transcript is spliced from 5 exons.
AUUGGUACAUGCAGGCCACUUACUCUUCUUUCUUAAUCUUUCAGAGUUUGAAAAUCAACAGUUUGUGAAAAUGAUUGAGAAAGAGAACCAGUUCAUUGCUAGCUUGCAGAGUGAAAUCCAAGCUAAGAAAGAACAGAGCUUAAAACUGGAAACAGAAAUUCACCAGUUUGAUGGGGAUGCAAAGCGUUUACACAGGUUGUUCAUGAAUAACAGGGACAGCAUCAAUAAUUUAAAAAGUACAAGAAAUGUUUUGGUAGAUCAUGAGCUGGUCCUAUCAAAACAGCUUGAAGUCCUCAAACUUAAUACAACUGAAAAAAGCAAAUUUUACAAGGAGCACAUAUUAAACUACAGUGCCACGCACCAGGAGUACAUGAAGAAGUACAAGGCUUUUCCCCAUUCCAUUGAGCUGGAGAACAAGACACAUGUCUUAGAGAUGCAAAAAUGCAAACUUUGUGAAGUACAGACUGCGAGAGAUGAACUGAAGGAGAGCAUUUCUACCAAAGAAAGUAUGUCAAAAGAUAUGUAUAUUGUUCUGGCUUUUUUUUAUCAGCUGAGCUCCUCUGUUAUGCAGAACAUUACUGUAAAGAUGUAUCCUUAA